AUGUCUAUCCAUUGUGGCCCUGGCUACCAUUGUUCUUCUUCCUCUUCUUCUUCUUCUUCUUCUUCUUCUUCACCACCACCACCAUCAUCAUCAUCAUCUCCCUCUUCCUCUUCUUCACCAUUGUGGCCUGGAUGUGUGAACGUGCGGCGUCAAAGGGCCCGUCUGGCACGUUGCCGUGUUGGUGCUGUCCCAGUGCCAAUGCCAAUGCCAGUGCCAGUGCCAGUGCCAAACGGCAAACGGCUGGUCGAGGGGUGGUGGGACACCAAGUGGGCGGCUGCUAGGAUGCUAGUACAGGAUGCUAGCAUAUCCGGAUGCCAGGAUGCACAUGCACACAGACACAGACUCCAUGUCAGGGACCCUCAUGUGCACGCCAAAAUUAGCCUGCACGCCUCCAGCCCGGCCAGCAGCCAGCCUACCACACACGCCCCACGCCCUCAACGACAAUCGUCGCAUCGUCGCUUUGCCGCGUCGUCAUCUGGCCUGCCCUCUGGCGCCCCAAAGCCCAUUGCCGAAGACUGGACAAGCCCAAGGCACGAUUUACGCAGGCAUGCCUCUUGGGCUACACCACCUGCACCACCUGCACCCACAACCACCCCAGCCACAAAGCAAUUCCGAUACUUCAUAACAAAAACACGCCUUGGCACCCGCAUGCCUGCAGCAGCCAGACCCACGGACUUUGCCUGCUUCUGCUUCCGUACCCUCUCCUGCGUAACCUCAACUCCCUCCCUACACACGUGUCGACAUGGCCGGCUGCAACACGCCUACGGCCUACGCCUCUUGUCAAGCCAGCCGAGCUCAGGGGGGGGAGCCGUCCACAGUGGCGCGCCCCAUCCAUGCCGCCGCCGCCGCCAUCAUCAUCAUGGGCCGCACUGA
Molecule: messenger RNA, 873 nt
Organism: Bipolaris oryzae ATCC 44560
Lineage: Eukaryota; Fungi; Ascomycota; Dothideomycetes; Pleosporales; Pleosporaceae
Exons: 2
Coding region: 1-873 (290 amino acids)
Source: RefSeq, a predicted model, not a curated record